Spodoptera littoralis (African cotton leafworm) is the source of this 6813-nucleotide messenger RNA. The record is from the annotation of a GenBank genome assembly. NCBI's taxonomy places the organism in Eukaryota, Metazoa, Arthropoda, Insecta, Lepidoptera, Noctuidae.
AGAUAAACAACGUGGAAACUUCAUUGCAAACCUACUAUGAAGGAUUCGAGAACAGAUGACAAGGAGUCCUGCAAGAAUAAUCUCUACUUGCUUUGCGCACAUUGCAGAUGCGAAUUUAAUUUGUUAUCUUCUACCAUGCACUGGUACUUAUAUUUCCUGGGUCCUGAAGCGGUUAAGUUCGUCAUAAGUCGAAACGUAACACGGUCACUGACAUUAGCACCAACAAUGGACCAGCAAUUCUGCUUGCGCUGGAACAACCACCCGAACAACCUGACUGAUGUACUUGCGAGUCUGCUACAAAGAGAGGCUUUGUGCGAUGUCACUCUGGCCUGUGAUGGGGAAACUGUCAAGGCACACCAGACGAUACUCUCCGCAUGUUCCCCAUAUUUUGAAAGCAUAUUCCUACAGAACUCGCAUCCACAUCCGAUAAUAUUCCUCAAAGAUGUACGAUUCUCAGAAAUGAAAUCUCUUUUGGAUUUCAUGUACAAGGGUGAAGUGAAUGUUGGCCAAAAUAUGCUACCGAUGUUCCUAAAAACUGCUGAAAGUUUACAAGUUAGAGGUUUGACCGAAAAUAAUACAUUGAAUCCAAAGUCGGAGGAUCGGUCGACUCCGUCAGUGAGUGCGGAGAACCUUUCCCGUUCGGAAUCGUUCGCCACGCCUCCGGCCGCGCACUGCGCGCCGCCCGCUCCCCACACCCCUCUGUCGGCCGCGCCCCCCGCGCACCCGUCUCACCCCUCACAUGCAAUCCCUCCCGAGAAGAGACGCAGAAAGAACUCUACGGUACCACGAGACGACGUCGACCAUUCUUACAGGCACUAUGAGGGGCAUGUGAAGUCGGCGAAGUGCGGGUCGACGGGGUCCGGGUCGGAGCCGUCGACGCCGCCCCCGGCGCACACGCCGGCGCGGGCCGUGGCGCGGUCGCCGGCGCACACGCCGCACGUGAAGCAGGAGCCGGAGUCGCCGUACCCGCCGCACGCGCCGCUCGCCCCGCACGCGCCGCACGCCCCCGCCCUCCACCCGCCGCCCCCUUUCGACCAGACGCACCUCCAGAGUAUGGGAGUAACGGAAAUGGCAUCGAUACUGACCCAGCAAAGCCUUGGCAACGAGUGUAACGACAAUGAGCCCAUGUUACAACCCCACCCUGACCAGACAGACACCAUAGAUGGCUCGAAGGGCUGGCACAUGCGGCUGACGUUCGAGCGCGUGGCGGGCGCGCUCAACCUGCACCGCUGCAAGCUGUGCGGCAAGGUGGUGACGCACAUCCGCAACCACUACCACGUGCACUUCCCGGGCCGCUUCGAGUGCCCGCUGUGCCGCGCCACGUACACGCGCUCCGACAACCUGCGCACGCACUGCAAGUUCAAGCACCCCGCGUACAACCCCGACACGCGCAAGUUCGAGGCGCCCGCGCCGCCAGCGCCCGCGCCCGCGCACGCGCCGCUCUACGCCAACCCGCUGGACGCGGGCUUCGACUGAUUGUCCAUGUACUGGCUCGGCCUCGACGCUCUGUGAGCGCUAGCCCUCGCCAGCCCAGACUAUGUCGUUGUUCAUGUGUCAAAAUUUUAACGGACCGUCUCGCGUCGAAACCGCUUCCUAUUUAGGAUUAAGCUGAAGUGCUAUUACUUAAACGGGCCUUUCUUAACGUAGCCCGCACAGGGCGGGCGACUCGUUUUAGUAUCGUCUCGGUUGUGCGUUUGACUUGCCCCAGUGUGAUCUUGUAUAAGAUUCCUCGUCUGGAAUAUACCUAUGUCGAUGUUACUGAAAUAAUGACUCGAAACGUAUGUAGUAGGUAAGCAAAUUUUUUUCUAUACCAAUCGCUAUACGGGAACGGGCAAAAGCAAUAAUAUGAUGUUAAUUUUACUAUUACCAUAUUAUUUUUUAUAUUGUAUCGAUAGGAACCUUAAGAUAUUAAGAAUAUACAUUAUAUCGAGUAGCGGUGCGACCGCGAAGUGAUGCUGGCUAUUAGCGGUGGCCCAGAUACGGGCCAACAGUUUCUUGUUAUAUUUAUUCAUUAGAUAGGAAAUUAUGAGUUUCCUGUAGCUAAUUAUAUUUAUGUUAUUGAAUCCUGUGGGUGGUAUGGAACGACAUCAGAAGGAUAUUUGGGGACUGGCAAGAGAUUGUGAUUAGUCGUUGGUCAACGACGUAUAAAUAUUGACUGAAUCUCAGUGUAGAUGCAUUUGUAACUCUAUGAGGCCUUUGCAAGAUGGAUAAUUAUUAAGGAUUUGUGAUGUAUUAAAGGAUAGCGCCUAAGGAAACAUACGAAAAGAUUUUUAUACUAGACUAGUUGAUCUAUUUACGGAGAUUGUUUUUUUUUUAUACUUAGAUAUAUUCUAUUGUCUGAUUUAAUAUACUUUUAUAUUUAUAUAACUGCAUAUAUAAUAUGAUUUAUUAGUGUUGUUUGUUUUUAAUCGAUUCAUCAUAUAGUAACAUUGAUUUCGUUUAUAUUGUGUUGACGGUUAAAAGAAAUCGAGUUGAGAUGUUAACAUGUUUUAUUAUUUUAUCGUUGGUAGGUGUUUAGUUUGUGGUACCGGGCCCGAGCCGUGCCGGCCGGCCGUCGCCCACUCGUGUGAUCGGUGCUUGGGGUCAAAGACCUCUUUCAAUCAAUUAAUAUAAGUUAGGAUGGAUCGUUUGGAGGUUGCGCAUUUAGUAACUAAUAUUGGCAUUCUACGAUUGGGACUAACCUAGCGUUUAUGUAUGUAUUUUUCAAUUAAGAUUUAAGAUUGUUACAUUUUUAGCUAAACACUUUAGAGUGGUACGGUAACUGAAAUGUGAUAAAAAGGAAUGGUGCUAGAACCAAGAGUGUUAACACGCUACGAUUCGACUCCUAUUAUAAUAUUAUUAAUGAUUAGUUACUUUGCAUUAAAUGUAAGGCAUCUAGCAUCCAGUUGAGGUCGCAUCUAUCUGGUCAACGGGUAAAUAAUGCAUGGAUCGUACACGCCUAGAGAUUACAGUAUCACUCGAGAUUUUACCUUAAUUUUUUCAGAGAUCUUCAAGUUUUCUAGUACAUAAAUAUAUAAUGAGUAAUGAUAAGACACCAUUUACAUAAUAUAUGAAUCUGAUCCUUGCCUACCAAAUAUAAAACGUUCAUUGAUGGAGUUAGGAAUUUAUCACAUCCGAAUAGUGAAUCCAUGAUCGUUUCCCAUAACUUUAGUUGUGGCGUUAGUGCUGUUGUGCUGUUUAGUAGCUGUGAACAUGCAAUUCCACUUGUGCAAUUUUUUGAAAAUAGUCAUAACUUAUAGCUAGAUUAUAUACAAUUGACUAUUGAAUAUAGGGGCCCACUCGAUAUGUAUAUGUAAGCACGAAGCUCAUGCGUCCCUGUAUAUAAUUAUGAUGAAGUCACCAAACAUUUCUUCCAUAAAGAUUUUAUAUUUACUUUAAGGAUAUCAAAGAUUUUUAUACCUACUGUUCAUAGUUAUGUGGGCGCUUAUUAUUUGAUAGCAUUUCAUACUCAGUGCAAUAUUACUAGUUAUUUAAUUACGUAACCAAACUAAAUGAUAUUUUAAAAGUAUAUAAUAAAUAUCAUUCAAGAGAGUAACUACCUAUUUGUAUUUACAUAAGUGACUACUCCUAAUUUCUAUUUCUACUUAGUGAAUCGCAGUUUGGGUUACGGUGAUGUACAGGUUUUAUAGCUGGUAAUAUUAUUAAUUAGCUUGUUUACCUCUGCCAAUCGUAAUAGUUGUGUACUAUUUAAUAAUUUAUUGUCGCGCAAGUUAAUGUCUAUUGUUGAGAUAGAUCAUAGCUAUCCGUUACGGGUCCCAUUGCCCAGCGAGUCGAUGAUCGUGCUGAUCUCCCAAUCUGCCCACGCGUUAAACGCUUCAUCUAAUCGUGAAUGCAUUUUUAUAUUACUAUCACUCGAGACCAAUUUUUAAUAUUGAAUUUGCUAUAGCAAAUUGAUUGAUUAGUAACAUAGAAUAUUAUUUUAGAUAUUUUAGGUUAGGAUACUAUGAUAGUGUCUGGCCAGAAUAUUUUGGAGAAUCACACCGUUUGGCUCAGAAAAUAUCUACCUUUGAUCUCUUUUCAGCUUUCAAAAAGUAUGCAACUUAAUAAUUGUAAUGGUGACCACAUUCGGACUUAAUGAAAGCUAACUUUAUGCCAUAUGGAAUUUUAUACAUAAGGUUAACGAAUUACUAAAUUUAGUCUUAUGAAAUUGAGGUCUUGUAGACCUAGUCACUUAUUUGGCCAAUCUAUUGAAUAUUCCAAUUUAUUGUAUAUUAAAAUUUACAUUUGUAUCACAAGGAUGUGAUCUUAUCAUUUGAAUCAAUGGAGUGCAGGAUGAGCUCUAACGUUAUUUUCAGGAUAGCAAUGGUCUAGUUAUGUUUAUUUUGUUUCUUCUUUAUAACAUUAGCAAAUUUGUUAUAGUGUCGUAUAUCACAAUAGUGUAAUACUAAUAGGGAGGGGGUGUCAAAUCGUGUACCUCACAGCUGACGAAUGAUCUUGUUAUAUAUUAUUACAUGAAAUUUUAUGAACGAUUUGUUGUUUAUGAAUAUUUUGUUUGAUGUCUUGGUUUGAUGCCUCCGUUAAAAGUUUUUAAUUUAAAUAAUUUUGUUUUAUGCAAGCAGUUAAUGCAAUUUUUUUUCACAUUGUUUGAUGUUAUGUAAUGCAAUUUUAACAUGUUGCAAACUCCUGCAUUUAUCUGUUGUAUUUAUUACUAAUUUUUACAUUAAAUUGUGGUAUGUUACAAAUCCGUGUAGUUUCAGUUGUGCGUUUCACAUGCUCCACACCCACCUGCAAAAUAUAAAUUUAACUGUGUAAAUUAUUAAGGCUCGACCAGAUUUACACUUUGUAAACGAGCAGCCUUGUCGUGAAGAGAUGACAGCGUAGAGCCAGAGCGGCAAUCGGCGGCGGAGUGUCGCGCGUCGGGGUGUCGGGCGUGUCGGGGGCGCGCUGUAGCGGCUUGUUGUUGCAGAGCGCGCGGCGGGCGGCGCGGGCGCGGCGCCGUACUCGUACCACAGCAUGUUCGUGGCCGUGGCCGACAGCGCGGCGCUGUGGCGCUGCAAGUCGUGCGGCAAGGAGGUGUCCAACCGGUGGCACCACUUCCACUCGCACACGGCGCAGCGCUCGCCGUGCCCGUACUGCCCGGCCACGUACAGCCGCAUCGACACGCUGCGCUCGCACCUGCGCCACAAGCACGCCGCGCUGCUGCUCAAGCACUAGGCGCGCCGCCCGGCGACGCCACACAGACGCCCCCCGACCCCUGCGACGCUCCUACCAUCUGAGCUCGAUAUCUUUGUUUCUCGUUUAAUGUGACUAGAUUUUAAUUACAUUGACGUGCUUCGUGCAUGAUUUGGAAGGUAAUUAUUAUAUUGAAUGUGUUACGACGCACGUUUUCGUGCGUUAAAUUUAAAUUGUUCUGUAUCGGUAAGGUAUUGAAUUUUGUUACAACUUAUUUAACUAACAGGGUAAAAUUAAACAGUAAGAUACCGGAAAGGCUCUUAUUGCUAUCAAAAGUUUCAGGCUCAGUUUAGUUAGUCAAGGGAUAUUAUGUUCUUGAAACUUAAAACAUAAUAAUUGAAGCACCUAUGAUUUUAUUCUUGAGUUUCGUACACGAUCAAGCAAAUGCUAUUUUGAAUAAAACACCCUUUUUAACGAUUUGUCGUAGUAGAUAAAUUCCACACCUUCAAUGUAACAACAUUCGUGUUUAUAGUGCGUAGGUAAGUGUAUAAGGUGAAACAUAUUUAUUUGCAAGUAACUAUACAUAAUGGAAUGAAGACUGAAAGGUAACAGCUUGUGAUUGAUCUUAAGAUGGAGACGGUAAGGUCUGAGUGUAAAUAAUUUGUAAAUUGGUAAAUAUAAUCGUCAAAAUUUUAGGUAGCAAAAUAUCUUGGAACUUAAUGCGUGUUCAAAAUUGAAAUUAACAUUAAAACACGAUCUAUACUUAGUAGUCCUAUGUAUUAUAAAUUAUAUUUUUGUAUAAAUAUUGUCUGCGUUUAUCGCAUAACAUUAAUUAAGGGUAUUAGAUGUUUACUCUCGACUUGCAGACAUAUAGCAAGAAUAAUCGACAUUCCAUAAUAUCUAGGUGAACGAACGAUGCGAUAAUAUUAAAAUAAUCGAAUUGGAACGCAUUUGAUAACUUAAUCAGAUUUUCUGACUUUUGGAAUCUACUGAUGAUAUUAAUUAUUAUCUUAUAUUGAUAUAGUACGAAAUUGCUUAACCCUUUAAAAUAUAAUGAUGUAAGUAGGUAGUCUCCACGCUGAAUGUUGUGACCUAUGGCUCAUUUGUUAGAAGAAACUAUCCGAUGAUUUCUGAAAUCGGAAAGCUAUUGUAAAUUAUUUCUCUUUAUAGUUAAGUGUCGUACAUUGAGACAUGUGAAUUUAACACGUCGUUUACUUAUGUAAGUAAAUAUCUAGCUUUUAACGGUCCAAUAUAUAUUAGCAUUCGUAAUGUGUGUCAUAUUGUUGUUCGUACAGAAUGAUAUUUCAUGGAAUCUCAUCUUUCAGUAGUUAAUUCAUUUUAUCAGUAUUAUAUGUAACUAAUAUUCAUAGAUAGUCAUUAAUUGAUGUCAUAAGUCCCAAUCUAAGAAUGUAGGUUAGUUAUUGUAGCAUUGUGAAGUCAUCUGUUAUAAGUGCUUGACUAGUCACACCCACUUUUCUAGUUAAUAAUUAAUUUAUUGUUGAAAUGUGUUGUUCCUUUUUUAUUAUUGUUUUAUUAUUAUAGUUUUAAAUUUGGCUCGUUCUGAUUGUGCAAUUUUUUGCCGCUGCCGUAACCAAUAUAAUGUUUUAGGGUUUUACAAGUAAAGUAUUUUUGAACUUUACUUGUAUGAUUAUAAAAAUAUUCACUUAUUUAAUGCUCUAAAUAAAAUACAUCACUUCAAAA